Molecule: messenger RNA, 1968 nt
Organism: Didymosphaeria variabile
Lineage: Eukaryota; Fungi; Ascomycota; Dothideomycetes; Pleosporales; Didymosphaeriaceae
Gene: SYR1
Product: arginyl-tRNA synthetase
Exons: 2
Coding region: 1-1968 (655 amino acids)
Biological process (GO): mitochondrial translation; arginyl-tRNA aminoacylation
Cellular component (GO): cytoplasm; mitochondrion
Molecular function (GO): ATP binding; arginine-tRNA ligase activity
Source: RefSeq, a predicted model, not a curated record
AUGGAUGCUGCUACGCAAGCAAAGGCCGUCGAGACCUUGACGGCCAAGCUACAGACGCUCGGCAUCAACGAGGUGCCUGCCGAACCAAACACAUACCCUGCGCUCAACCCCUUCGAUCUAUACCGUUCGCACGUCGCUGGACUGCUCUCGAAAUCCACAGGCAUCGACUCCAAGAUCGUAUACCCCGCGCUCCAGAGGACUGUCAAGACUGAGCAUGGCGAUCUGCAAAUGGCCGCGGCGGCCCUCCGUCAGAAGCGCAAGGACAUGAAAGAAUUCGCGAAGGAGAUCGCAGACGGCUUUCCGGAAUCUCCAUUGAUCGAGAAAGUCGUCGUCAUGGAUGCGCUUGUGAUGUUUUGGUUCAAGUCUCAGCCAUUGACCAGCCUCGUGGUUCCCGCUGUGCUCAAAUCUGGCGCGUCGUACGGCUUCAACAACUUCCAGGGUCUCCGCGACCCAUCCGAUCCCUCCAAAGGCCGAAAAAAGAUGAUCGUCGAGUUCAGUUCGCCAAACAUUGCGAAGCCGUUCCACGCAGGCCAUCUCCGAAGCACAAUCAUUGGUGGUUUCCUCGCGAACUUAUACGAUGCUGCCGGCUGGGACGUCACGAGGAUGAACUACUUGGGUGACUGGGGCAAGCAAUACGGCGUUUUGGCAAUAGGAUUCGACCUGUACGGAUCAGAGGAGGAGCUCGUCAAGAACCCCAUUGGUCACCUUUACGACGUGUACGUCAAGAUAUCAGCAGUCUCAAAGGAAGAGGGAGACAAGAUGAAGGACUUGAAGCAGAAGAUUGACGAGCUGAAGAAGGAGGACAAGGAUGCGUCUGAACUCGAGAAGGAGCUCCAGCAAAUCGCUGACAAUGGCGUGGACGAGAAGGCGAGGCAAUACUUCAAGAGGAUGACCGAAGGAGAACCUGUCGCUCUGGGCAUCUGGAGACGAUUUAGGGACCUUUCCAUCGAAAAGUACAAGAAGACAUAUGCCCGACUCAACAUCCGCUAUGACGACUACAGCGGUGAAUCGCAAGUCAAGGACGAGAGCAUGGACCACGCAGCGAAAGUCAUGGAGGAGAAGAAGGUCAGCGAGAACAGUGAAGGCGCUAUUAUUGUCGACUUGACCAAGUACUCGAAGAAGCUGGGCAAGGCGGUUGUGAGGAAGAAGGACGGUACCUCUCUAUACCUUACUCGUGAUAUCGCGGCGGUGUCAGAGCGAUUCGAGAAGUACAAGUUCGACAAGAUGAUCUACGUGGUGGCCAGUCAGCAGGAUCUGCAUUUGGCUCAGCUUUUCAAGAUUCUGGAGGCUAUGGGCUACAAAGAGCUGGCCGCUGCUUGCUCGCACGUAAACUUCGGAAUGGUGCUUGGCAUGUCGACUAGGCGAGGAACUGCAAAGUUCCUGGAUGACAUUCUUGAAACCGUUGCCGAGAAGAUGCACGAUGUCAUGAGGACGAAUCAAGCCAAAUACGAACAGGUCGCGGAGCCCGAGAAGACGGCAGACGUCCUGGGUAUUUCCGCCGUCAUGGUUCAAGACAUGAAGGGCAAGCGUAUCAACAACUACAACUUCGAUAUGGACAGGAUGACCAGUUUCGAAGGCGACACCGGUCCCUACUUACAGUACGCACACGCUCGUCUCUGCAGCAUUACCCGAAAGGUCACUGCUGCCGUUCCAGAAGUCACAGACAUCGACCUCGCCACCGCAGCGGAUCUCACGCUCAUCACCGAGUCUCAAGGCAUAGAUCUGGUGCGCCAACUAGCCGCCUGGCCCGAUAUCUUCAUCAACACGCUCAAGACUCAGGAGCCUACUACCGUGCUGACGUACCUCUUCAAGCUGACGCACGCCCUAUCGUCGUCUUACGACCACCUCCAGAUUGUCGGAUCCGAGAGGGAAACCAUGCUUGCUCGUUUGGCGCUGUACACCGCAGCCCGCCAGACGCUCAACAACGGCAUGCGCAUCCUUGGCUUGAGCCCCGUCGAGCGCAUGUAG